This is a messenger RNA of Ylistrum balloti, 1269 nucleotides long. Its product is annotated as growth hormone secretagogue receptor type 1-like. Bases 1 to 1269 code for a protein of 422 amino acids. Gene Ontology annotation, cellular component: plasma membrane. NCBI's taxonomy places the organism in Eukaryota, Metazoa, Mollusca, Bivalvia, Pectinida, Pectinidae. The transcript has a single exon. Gene Ontology annotation, molecular function: G protein-coupled receptor activity. Gene Ontology annotation, biological process: G protein-coupled receptor signaling pathway. The record is from RefSeq and is a predicted model, not a curated record.
AUGUCUGUCGACCUUUUAAAAAAUGAGUCGAUGUUAAACAUCACCGGAAAUGGCGUCACCGGAAUUAAUGCCGUCAACGAUGGCAAUAGAAGUUCCUUGGAUGAAACGUCUGACGUUCCAGAAGUAGAUUAUCUGCAGAAUGUGCUGAACAGCUUAGACUACUUUGAUUACUUCUAUUUUCCAACUUUCCUGUUACUUGGCCUUAUAGGAAAUACCUUGACCGUCAUCAUCAUGAACAGGAAGUCAUUCUCCAAACUCAAUUCUCGUCUUCUUCUUAUUUGCCUUGCUUCUUCGGACACUCUCCUUCUCCUGACCCAGCCUUUCAACAAGAAAUUCGUCAUCAAGCUCAUGGGAACAGCCCUCCGGGCGCUCUCCGAUAUGGGAUGUAAGAUUUUCUUUGUCUUCUUUCGGACCGGGAAGAUGACAUCAUCAUGGAUGGUUGUAUUUCUCUGCGUCGAGCGUUUCGUAGCGGUAUGGUUCCCUUUGAAGGCGAAAAGCAUAACUACAAAAAUACGAACCAUCCUUGCACUCGCUGUCGUUUAUAUGGUAAUGAUAACAUUUAAUAGCGUGUGGUCAUUCAGCUCUCGUAUUGUCGAUGGGAUGUGCUAUCCAGAUGCUUACGACCGAAGUGAUCCAUUUCAAUCUGCUAAAUAUGCCAAUAUGAUCUACAUGGGAUGUGCUCUCUACUCCAUCGCUCCCAUGUCCAUCAUGGCCGUCCUCACAACCUUAAUUCUGUACAAACUAACAGCGUACCGACACAAACGGAAACAGCUGACGUCACAAGCCAGGAAAUCAGAUACUGAAGGCGUAAAAACAACGGCCAUGUUAUUGGGGAUCGUCGCCGCCUACAUUGUUCUCGUUUUGCCUGUUACGAUGUUACAUUUAAUGGCAUUCUUUUUCAAAAUCAAUGCGUUUGGGGAUAACGCAAAGGGUUUCCUUGUCUUCAAGGAAGUAUCGCAAUUGUUGGAACAACUGAAUUACUCCAUCAAUUUUUUCCUCUAUAUCAUGACGUCGACCCAGUUCCGAGAUGGACUGUAUGAAGUCUUAAAAAUUGAUCAAUGCAAAAUUCGUUGCAGAUCACUCAAACACAGCAGUGAGAACAAACAUCAAGUCAAGUCGACCAAAUACACCGAGAAGAAAAAUUGUAAGGGGAAUGGAAAUGCCGUAGAGGCGGACAUCGAUGCUAAAGGCGACGAAAAUGGAGGAGCACGAGGUAUCAGUCAUGAUCCAGCGUACUGUAUCGAAGUUGAACUAGAAAACAAUACCUAA